Molecule: messenger RNA, 2962 nt
Organism: Scylla paramamosain (green mud crab)
Lineage: Eukaryota; Metazoa; Arthropoda; Malacostraca; Decapoda; Portunidae
Product: metalloreductase STEAP4-like
Exons: 11
Coding region: 115-1617 (500 amino acids)
Biological process (GO): copper ion import
Cellular component (GO): plasma membrane; endosome
Molecular function (GO): cupric reductase (NADH) activity; ferric-chelate reductase (NADPH) activity
Source: RefSeq, a predicted model, not a curated record
UGCUCAACCUCAGAGGUCGAAGGAUUGGAACUCCAGUCUCCGGAGAGGGUUUAGUGAGGCAGAGACAGUGGCGGGGGAAGGAGCGUCUGCCACAUCUCCUGUCUGACUUUCAGAAUGGAUAACUUGUCGUUUGGCACGGAUGAGGUGGGCCUGGUGGAUAUGGGCAGCGCGGGAACUAACGGAGUGGGCGCCCAUGGCAAGAGUAAGGCCGCCCACAACCCCGACAAGGUGGUGGCGGUGCUCGGUUCAGGGGACUACGGGCGCGCCAUCUCACGCCGCCUGGUCAGCGCUGGAUACAACGUGCUCAUAGGCUCCAGGGAUCCCAACAGGAGCAAGAUCAAGACUCUGGUGAGGCAGACUGGAGCCACUCUGACAGGCCAGGAUGCGGCCAUCGAGGAGGCAGCCAUGGUGGUGGUGGCCGUGGGGCGUGACCACUACGACCACCUGCCCUUGUCCCUUCUCCAAGGAAAGAUUCUCAUCGAUGUCUCCAACAACACGGAGCGACGCAAGGGACCGCACUACCGCAGCAACGCAGAGUACCUGCAGGGUCUCGUACAGGACGGCAAGGUGGUCAAAGGCUUCAACGUGCUGUCAGCCUACGCCCUCGAGAAUGGCGGCCUCCAGGGCAGCAAGGAGGUCUUCCUGGCGGGUGACCACGCGGACGCUAAGAUGAAGGUAUCCGAGAUGGUGCGGGCGAUGGGCUUCCAUCCAGUGGAUUGGGGCAACCUUGCCGCUUCGCGAGACAUCGAAGACGUGCCUCUCCGCCUCAUGCCCUCCUGGAAGCGGCCCGUGGCGGUUGUGUUUGGCAUCUUCGUCUUCCUAUGGAUUCUAGCUUUCUUCUCGUUCCAGAUCUGCCGUAACAUACAGUCUGGCCAAUGGGACGAAAACUGGAAGCGCAUCCCCUUGACGAACUUCAACCGCGUUAUCGCCAUCACGGCGCUCUGGACUCUCGCCUUCUGCUACAUUCCUGGUUUGAUCGCGGCCUACAUCCAGCUAUGGCGCGGUACCAAGUACAGCAGGUUCCCCAAGUGGCUGGACGACUGGCUCAAGAUGAGGAAGCAGCUUGGCCUCCUCAUGCUGGGACUGGCGGGCAUACACGCGUGCAUCUCCGUAGCCUACAUUACGCCGCAGACGACUGGCUGGGUGUACGAGGAGCCCACCAGGUUCCAGGCCGAAGUGGUGGUAGACGCUAACACCACCACCACCAACACGCUCACCAUUUACAACAACGAGUUCAACUGGAGAGGAGAAUUCUUCCUCUCAAUGGGCGCAAUAGCCACGUGUCUGCUGGUGGUGCUGGGCAUAUCAUCGCUCCCCUCUGUCACCGCCACUCUCUCCUGGCGGGAAUUCACUUUCAUUCAGAGCAAACUUGGGUGGGUGGCUCUGAUCACUGCGGCCUGCCAUGACGUCUUCCUGGCCUGGCACUACAUGUUCCUCUACUGGGGUUGCUUCAGGACGCUCCCCAUCGGCCCACAGUACGCGCUGUACCCGCCCUUCAUCGCGGUCAUCAUGAAGCUGCCGCUGCUCCUCCCGCCAGUGGACAACUAUCUGCAGAAGAUCCGGCGAGGCUACGAGCGAGGCAGCCAGUCGGAGAGUAAGAAGGGCAACCCAUUGUGAACACCGUAGCGGCCUGACAAGACAAGACUUUCAUCCUUGUUUUAUUUUUAUAUCCACGUAUACUCAUACAUGUAAUAUUUUAAGUCAAUCUGAUGUUGAUGUUAUUUUGUGCAUAUUUAUUUAUGCAGUGUGUUGAAACAUACUCUUUCAAACUCAUUUAUUUUUUGCUUCGCUGGCCUCACACUGUAUUCUGGCGUUUUUUUUUUUUUUUUUUUUGCCACACUGUACAGUAUUCUGGCUUGAUACUUGGCCACAUUGUACAGUAUUCUGGGUUGAUACUUGGCCACACAGUACAGUAUUCUGGCUUGAUAAUUGGCCACGCUGUACAGUAUUCUGGGUUGAUACUUUGCCACGCUAUAGUCUGUCUUGAUAUUUCUACCAUUGAUGUGUCUGUCUCUGACUACAGGUUCCCGUGGCUUUUCAUUGACGAGUGCAACUUCCCUGCUUCUAUUCGACAUACUGUCAAUCUCGACGUGACAAAGUAGCUAACGUUUUCACUACUUAAGUAAAUACAAGACUGUGCCUGCUGUCAUUUACAUGUGAAGGAAAGCAACGCCUUACGAUUAACGUGAGACGGUACUUCACACUUCUAAGGGCACACCAUGACUUUAAGACUUGUUUGAAAUAAAACCUUGCUUACAUUACAGAAGGUUUUUGUACAAGGGUAAGAACUGGACAGUCCAUGAGGGAUAUUCAUAUCCUACAAAUGGCCAAAGUUUGCUCCUCAGACUAGACUGUUUGAAUGUUGUUUCAAGGGCUGGUGGUAAACACUGAGCAACAGCAGUGAAGGGCAUUUUCUCUUCAGUCAUGUAUGGUGAAAACUGUCCCACUCUCGUACCCUUCACAAAAAUAUUCAGACCACUAUUCUUCUGUAAUGUAAUAACAUCUGGCAGGCUGUAUGAGGUGAUCCAGCACAACACAAUCCUGUCCACUGUCAUACCACCAUGGUAAAAAAUAACACUGAUUCUUUUUUUUUUUUUUUUGCCAUUCUGCAACACUGUCAGUACAAUAAAAUUAUAUGCACGAAUCAUGUUUGAUACAAACACAUGAAAAGCCAUGAUAGUGAAGCAGCUUUGAAGAACCUGCAGCACUACAUCACACUGUCAGAACGGUUAUACCUCACCACAGCUCUCUAGCAUAAUAUUCCAUUGCAACUCUUAUUCAUUGUACACCUUCAUUCCCUAGCUUCAUUCUGUCAUAAUAGACUUGGCACAUUUCAACUUGUCUUGAAAAUUACUGGAAUAUUACUAAAUUAGUGUUCUACUUGAUUUUGUAACAUUAAAUUAAAUAUGUGAUUUAUACAAUGUAAGUGUGCUGAAUGGUUUGUAAAUAUAUUUUUAUGAUA